Molecule: messenger RNA, 1071 nt
Organism: Triticum turgidum subsp. durum (durum wheat)
Lineage: Eukaryota; Viridiplantae; Streptophyta; Magnoliopsida; Poales; Poaceae
Source: the annotation of a GenBank genome assembly
AUGGUAGUUUGGCAUUUAUUAUUAUUUCUAAUGCAUAAUUUGAUAGCCUCUGACGUGCUCCCCUUUCUAUCUGCCGAUUACAUUUCAGACCAGAACAAAGAUUCAAAAUCGGAGGGGCUGUCUGAGGCAAAAAAGGGGGCUUCCCCAACAGCUGGUGCAGGCCUUCCCAGUCCUUUUGAUUUCUCCAACAUGAGCAGCUUGCUCAAUGAUCCAUCAAUAAGAGAGAUGGCUGAGCAAAUUGCCAGCGACCCUGUAUUCAACCAGAUGGCUGAGCAGCUUCAGAAAAGUGCGCAGGGUACAGGGGAACAGGGUGUUCCAAAUUUGGAUCCUCAAGCAUACAUGGAAACCAUGACACAAGUUAUGCAGAAUCCUCAGUUUAUGUCAAUGGCGGAGCGUCUUGGGAAUACUCUUAUGCAGGAUCCUGCAAUGUCCAGUAUGCUUGAGAACUUGACUAGUCCAGCUCACAAAGAGCAGCUUGAAGAGCGAAUGUCCCGUAUCAAGGAUGAUCCGUCUUUGAAGCCAAUUCUUGAUGAGAUAGAGCGUGGUGGUCCAUCUGCAAUGGUGAAGUACUGGAAUGACCCUGAGAUUCUUCAAAAGAUUGGCCAGGCUAUGUCAUUGAACUUCCCAGUAGAUGCUGCUACUUCCACUGUACUAUCUGGACCUCAAGAAACUGAUGAAGAAGGCGAGGAUGAUGAUGAGUCCAUUGUCCAUAACACCGCCAGUGUCGGUGAUGCAGAGGGACUGAAGAAAGCAUUAGAUGGUGGAGCAAACAAGGAUGAAGAAGAUGUGGAGGGAAGAAGGGCCUUACAUUUUGCAUGUGGAUACGGCGAGUUGAAGUGUGCAGAAAUCCUUCUGGAGGCAGGCGCUGCAGUUGACGCACUGGAUAAGAACAAGAACACCCCACUGCACUAUGCCGCUGGAUACGGUCGGAAGGAAUGCGUGGAUCUUCUCUUGAAGCACGGCGCUGCUGUCACGCUCCAAAAUCUGGACGGGAAGACCCCCAUCGAGGUGGCCAAGCUCAACAACCAGGACGAGGUGGUGAAGCUGCUCGAGCAGGACGUGUUCCUAUGA